AUGUUCACUUUGCCUUCUAUUGUGUUACGCAGACGGCUAAACGGGCAGACGUCAGGCUCGGCGCGGCGCCGCGCGCGGCAGCGGCGGCAGGCCGAGCUGACGAGGCAGGAGGGGGAGCGCCUCGCCCGCGAGCGCCGCGACCAGAGGCUGAGGGAGAAGCUUGAGCUGCAGAGGCAGGCCCGUGAAGAGCUGGCGUCGUUCGCGCCGUGGGGCCGCGCGGGCGGCGGCGCGCCCAACCCCCGCGGCGUGCGCUUCACGGAUAUUAGGGCCAAGGGGAUCAUACCGGAGGAUGAACUCAGGGGAGUAGCCCUGCACGAGUCCCGCCCCCCGCGCCGCCGCCGCACCCCGCUGCGUCUGCGCGAGGACCCCAACAUCUGCUACUCCGAGGCGCUCCGGCAGACCGUGGACAAUGAUAUCCGCUACCGACAGACUCCCGACCAGCAGAGGGACUAUCGGGAGAUACUGGAUGACAUGGUGAAACAACGCAACAGAGAGAUAAAAGACCAAAGAAAACGAGACUUGGAGUAUGAACGUAAAAUGCAAACCCUCGAUGGUCCGUGGGGCAGACCCGGACCGGGCGGCGCCGCGUGGCGCAACCCGCGCGAUAUCGGACUCAAUUUCUCUAAUUCUAUGGGUUGGACAGACAACGAGAUCUUCAACCAAAUAAAGGGAGCCCACCGACAGAAGAGCUCGUCGCUAUCUUUGCCUCCAGUAAAGAGAGACGACGACUGCGGCCCUCAGAACCAGCUCGCCGCUUAUGAGAAACUGCCUCAGAUAGGAGAGAAAGAGAACUGUCAGAAGGAAGCGAGGAAAGUCACUAUUGAGGCGGAGAAGGGGUCGGGGAAACGGCGGAAAAAAAGCGCGAAGAAGAAGAGGUUCAUCAAACGUCUGCCCAACGGCGAGCGCCUGCACAAGGACAUCCCUCAAGACCCCCCUCCCCCCGCCGCCGCCCCCGCUCCUCCCGCUGCUGACGAGAAGCAGCUGACUCCAGAGACAGUGAUCCUGCGCGCGACGGGCGGCGUGGAGCUGGUGCCUCUGCUGGCGCGGCGCCGGCACGCGGGGGCCGGCACCCUGCACUCCAGUGACGUCACCAGGCCGCCGGACCAGGACUGCGAAUGGCGUGAAAUCCUAAACAUGAACUACCUGAAAGAACUCAAGAAUCAGAUGCGAGUAAAGUUUGAGCAACAAGAGGAAUGUCGCCGCGACUCGGCGGAGAACGUCCGGCAGCACCACUCGACAUGGGCCUCGCUGUGGGGGCGCGAGGGGCACGGGGCGCCGCGGCGGGGGCGCUACGCACGCAGCAACCUCGCGCGCCUGCUGUACGUGCCGCCCCUUGCCUCCCGGGUGGAGAUAUAGGGGGCGUCGCUGUGGGGGCGUGAGGCGCUCGGUGCGCCUACACAGCGUUGCUAGGAGACACACUGUAAAGUUAUAUCCUCGCGUGGCUGCUGUACUAGCCGCCCCUCGCCUCCAGAGUGGAGUUAAUUAUAGAGCGUG
Plutella xylostella (diamondback moth) is the source of this 1494-nucleotide messenger RNA. RefSeq lists its product as uncharacterized. Lineage: Eukaryota; Metazoa; Arthropoda; Insecta; Lepidoptera; Plutellidae. The record is from RefSeq and is a predicted model, not a curated record.